This is a messenger RNA of Nannochloropsis gaditana CCMP526, 1344 nucleotides long. It is a transcript of the gene TUBB, whose product is annotated as tubulin beta. The record is from RefSeq and is a predicted model, not a curated record. Gene Ontology annotation, cellular component: microtubule; cytoplasm. Gene Ontology annotation, molecular function: GTPase activity; GTP binding; structural constituent of cytoskeleton. The coding region runs from base 1 to 1344 and encodes 447 amino acids. The transcript has 11 exons. Gene Ontology annotation, biological process: mitotic cell cycle; microtubule cytoskeleton organization.
AUGCGUGAAAUUGUGCACGUCCAGGCGGGGCAAUGUGGGAACCAAAUUGGGGCGAAAUUCUGGGAAGUCAUCGCCGACGAACAUGGCGUAGAUCCGACCGGCGCCUACCAUGGUGACUCUGAUUUGCAGCUAGAGCGCAUUAAUGUUUACUUUAAUGAGGCAACCGGUGGACGCUACGUGCCUCGAGCUAUCCUGAUGGACCUCGAACCCGGAACUAUGGACAGUGUCCGCGCUGGCCCCUUCGGUCAACUCUUCCGCCCAGAUAAUUUCGUUUUCGGUCAAACCGGGGCUGGAAACAAUUGGGCCAAGGGACAUUACACGGAAGGUGCGGAGCUUAUUGAUUCCGUGCUGGAUGUAGUCAGGAAAGAGGCCGAAUCCUGCGACUGUCUUCAGGGCUUCCAGCUCACGCACUCAAUGGGCGGGGGCACCGGAGCUGGAAUGGGCACGCUUUUAAUCUCCAAAAUCCGCGAAGAAUACCCAGACCGUGUCAUGUCCACCUAUUCAAUCAUUCCCUCCCCAAAGGUCUCAGACACGGUGGUGGAGCCUUAUAACGCCACACUUUCUGUACACCAGCUUGUCGAGAAUGCUGAUCAGUGCUUCGUACUCGACAAUGAGGCCCUCUAUGAUAUCUGCUUCCGCACCCUGAAAUUGACUACGCCUACAUACGGUGACUUGAAUCAUCUCGUCUCUGCUGCUAUUUGCGGGACGACCUGCUCCCUCCGUUUCCCGGGGCAACUCAACUGUGACUUGCGCAAGCUGGCCGUCAACAUGGUGCCCUUCCCGCGCCUUCACUUCUUCAUGAUUGGCUUCGCGCCUCUGACUUCACGCGGCUCUCAGCAGUAUCGGGCUUUGACAGUCCCCGAGCUCACACAGCAGCAGUUCGAUGCCAAGAACAUGAUGUGCGCGGCGGACCCCCGCCAUGGCCGUUAUCUGACGUGCGCGUGCAUGUUCCGGGGUCGCAUGUCCACCAAGGAAGUGGACGAGCAGAUGCUCAACGUCGUGAAUAAGAAUUCCUCAUACUUCGUCGAGUGGAUUCCAAACAACGUCAAGGCCUCUAUUUGCGACAUCCCUCCCAAGGGCCUCAAGAUGUCGACCACUUUCAUUGGAAACUCCACGGCGGUCCAGGAGGUCUGGAAACGUGUCUCGGAUCAGUUCACGGCCAUGUUCCGGCGUAAGGCCUUCUUGCAUUGGUACACUGGCGAAGGGAUGGACGAGAUGGAAUUUACCGAGGCCGAGAGUAAUAUGAACGACCUCGUCUCUGAGUACCAGCAAUAUCAGGAUGCUACCGCCGAGGAGGAGGGAGAGUUUGACGAGGAUGAAGAGGUCGAGGAGAUGAUGGCCUGA